AUGCAGCAAAAUCAUCUGGAGCUGGCCCCGCAGAAAUGCGAGGCCGUCAUGCUCCUCAAGAAAAGGACAGACGGGGAUUCCGACAUCAAACUCAGAGGCGAAACGAUCCGGGUGGAGACACACGUGAAAUAUCUCGGCAUCAUCUUAGAGCAAAACCUUACAGGGAAAACGCACAUAGAAGAAAGACUGAAGAAAGCAACUCAAGUGGCAAUGAGCACGGCCAGAAUCUUACCGAGGACUUUCGGAGCGAGCGAGACACAGAGAAGGCUGCUGGCCGCGGUCAGUGAAUCGAUCGCUUUGUACGCAGCACCGAUAUGGGCUCCAAGUGCCCUCGUUUUUUCGAAAUACAGGGACAAGCUUGAUAGAACACAAAGAGUCAUGGCCAUUCGUAUCACCAGAGCCUAUAGGACGAACUCCACGGAAGCCGACCUCGUACUGGCGCGGACUACCCCAUGGGCCCUACUCGCAAAAGAAAGAAGCCAGCUAUACGAAGAAAAGAAAAGAAUAAGUCGUCAAGAGGGCUCCGCCGCAAUCGGAACGGCGCAGACAGGCGGCGAGCAGAUCAGGAACCACACGGUGCAAGCGUGGCAGGAAAGGAACGCCAUGUUCAACUGCCAUAGGCAAUGGGGGCCUUGGGACUUGGGAUGCGGUUUCCACGUUCUGAACGCCGAAAUGCCGAGCUCUGAUGAUCAAGCAGGGACCAGAAUACAGACCGACAUUAAG
Messenger RNA from Galendromus occidentalis (western predatory mite), 723 nucleotides. RefSeq lists its product as uncharacterized. The transcript has 2 exons. The record is from RefSeq and is a predicted model, not a curated record. The annotation marks the transcript as partial. Lineage: Eukaryota; Metazoa; Arthropoda; Arachnida; Mesostigmata; Phytoseiidae.